UCUAGUGUAAUUACAAGUUAAGAAUGGACAGAAGAAAUAUAUCAGCAUCAAUCUCAGCUCAGAACUUGAUGAGCAGUCGAAUUUCACAUCCUUUCAGAGAGGAUGCUAACUUUCGAGAUUCUCGGAAUAGUUCUGAAUUCCGAAACUUAAAGCACAAGUCUCAAAGGAAAACUAAAUAUCAAAGUUAUUCACCCUCUGAGCCAAUCGUGCUUUAUUCAAGGUCACAAGACGAAGAUUCGUUACAAGAUAUGAUAUCCCGAGAUCAAAGGAAUUCUGAUAAAUAUCUUACGAGUAGGAAAUCAAAAUUUAAAAAGCAAAAUUACAUUGAUGAAUCUGACCCAUCUUCAGAUUCAGUAAGCAAUGUGUCAUCAGACAGCGCUAUUAUCAUAAUGGCAGAGGAAAGCGAGAGUGAGAAGGAAAGAAAAAGAAAAUAAGAAGCAAAAGCCAAAUAGAAGGGCUAAAAGUAUUGAAACUCAAUUUUUCAUGAAUUCACCAGGUUAUGUACCUCAAAGAAACUUUAUGCCAUCAAUGAUACCCCAAAUGGCUGGGAACAUGCCAGGAUCUUCCAUGGGGACUCCUAUGCCAGGUCAAAUGCCUUUCAUGCCAACUCCAUUCCCGUACUCCAACCAAGGGGGAUUCACACCUUAUAAUGGAUUUCCAGCACAAAAUCCUUAUCAGCUUGGAACUCCAGAUCCAUAUAGCAUAAAUGCAAUGAAUUUGGUUGAUUCUUUCAAUAGAAGUGCAGCCUUCCAUUCUCUUGCCUCUUCAUCAAACACCAAAAAGUAUGCUUAUCCCUAAAGUUCCUUGCUCCAAUUUCACUCAGAAUGGUCAGCAUCCCUUGACUCAGAGAUUUCCUUCGUACAAUAUGAAAUCGGAGGUAGCAGUGCCCCCUUCUAGCCCUUCGUAAUUUUUCUUCU
Messenger RNA from Moneuplotes crassus, 917 nucleotides. The record is from the annotation of a GenBank genome assembly. NCBI's taxonomy places the organism in Eukaryota, Ciliophora, Spirotrichea, Euplotida, Euplotidae.